Messenger RNA from Selaginella moellendorffii, 627 nucleotides. Its product is annotated as vacuolar protein-sorting-associated protein 37 homolog 1. Gene Ontology annotation, cellular component: ESCRT I complex. The transcript is spliced from 6 exons. The record is from RefSeq and is a predicted model, not a curated record. Lineage: Eukaryota; Viridiplantae; Streptophyta; Lycopodiopsida; Selaginellales; Selaginellaceae. Gene Ontology annotation, biological process: protein targeting to membrane; ubiquitin-dependent protein catabolic process via the multivesicular body sorting pathway; protein targeting to vacuole. The coding region runs from base 27 to 557 and encodes 176 amino acids.
CGAGAGAAGAACCGUAAAGAUUUAAGAUGGACCAGCGAUUGGGUUCUUAUUUUAGGGUUUCUAUGUCGAGCUCCGCGAUGAAUGAAUCCAGGCUCCACGAGAAGAGCGUCGAGGAGCUCCGGAAGCUCUUGUCGGAUAAAGACGCGUAUGAGAGUUACCUCCAUUCGAUCGAGGAGGUGAAGCAACUGGACACGCUCCGGAACGAUUUAAGAAAGAGCAAUGUGAACCUCGCAAGACAUAAUUUGGGGAAGGAGUCCGAGAUGGCUGAGCUUAGAAACCAGUGUAUGAUCAUCAGAACGACCGAGUUGGCCACAGCACAGGAGAAGUUUUCAGACGCUCAGCGGCGAGAGAAAGAGAUCCUGGCGAGGAGCUCGCCAGCAUCAAUCUUAAACAAGCUACAAGAGGCAGCCAACGCGGCGGACGACGAAUCCGAAAGCUUACACCACAAGCUACUGAGCGGCGAGCUUGAGUUCCCGGAGUUUCUCCAAAAGUAUAGGCAGCAAAGGGUUCUCUAUCACCGAAGAACUUUGCUUCGCCUGGCCGCUCUGGCCGGGUGAUCGAUCUUAGAGAUCUCAUAGCGCUGCGCACUGGUAUCUUCAAUUUAAACCCUUUCGCCGAUUAACAGCC